AUGCUCGAGGCUCCGUAUUGGUACUGCAUUGAUUGCGAAGUGGCCGCCGGCUUCUCUGAGACCGAAAACAGCCACGAUGCUCAGGUCUCGGCUGCGGACGAAGCCGGAGAAGGCGGGCAAAAUUCCUCUCAAUCCUCUGUGGACUGUCUCCGGGGAGCUAGCUCCUCCUAUCCAGAUGACACAGACAAUCAAGACGCAGAAACAUUUGAAACCAUUAAGAUGGGCGACACCCUUCUUGCCAUGACAGGUGAACAGGACAGAGGAGCUGAUAGCAAGGAAGAGGACACCGCAAGCAGCAUGAAAGCGGGGGGUGGUAAUGCUCUAGGCCGGACCGAGACAGAAGAUGGAGAUGAAAGCGCACCUGCACAAACCAGAGUUGCUCACACCUUCAACCAUCAUCUCGUCCUCUAUCAGCGAGCGCCAAUUGAGCCUACAGAAACCACAUCUGAUAUCCCCAUCACGGAGACGUUUCUCAAAGUGCAAGACCACAUCUCGUCAUUUGAGAGUAGGCUACAAGCCCGCCUCUCGUCCUUCGAUGGGCUAGCAUGUGCGCAUGCUAGAUCCAGAUACGGGCAGAUGUGGAUGGCAGGACUACAGGCCACGGACAAGCUCAUAGAAGUCUGGCUAUGCUGGUCUUUCCACCAUAGCCUCACGAUUAUCAAGUCCAAUACUGCUUCCCAGGCCAAGUAG
Phanerochaete carnosa HHB-10118-sp is the source of this 690-nucleotide messenger RNA. RefSeq lists its product as uncharacterized. Lineage: Eukaryota; Fungi; Basidiomycota; Agaricomycetes; Polyporales; Phanerochaetaceae. The record is from RefSeq and is a predicted model, not a curated record. Bases 1 to 690 code for a protein of 229 amino acids. The transcript has 4 exons.